Trichophyton verrucosum HKI 0517 is the source of this 561-nucleotide messenger RNA. RefSeq lists its product as uncharacterized. Bases 1 to 561 code for a protein of 186 amino acids. The record is from RefSeq and is a predicted model, not a curated record. The transcript has a single exon. Lineage: Eukaryota; Fungi; Ascomycota; Eurotiomycetes; Onygenales; Arthrodermataceae.
AUGAAGCUCACUGCCCUCUUUGUAUCUGCCGCAGCUGUCGUCCUUGCUGCCCCGACGGCGAAUUUAAACAACCCGGAGAUUGAAGCACGCAAUACUCAAUUCGUCUCCCCAAAAGACACCUUCCUUCAUUACAUCAACACUGGUAUCACCAAUCAUGACGUUUAUGGAAGACCCCUGGUGGUAAAGAAUGGCAAAGCCGCUGAAGAAACCAGCGCAGUCGUCACCUUCGAUUUUGACGGGAGUUAUAACGGUCGUCGAUGCAGACUCCGCUUCGACACUUCAGCCGGUGAUAUAUCCAAGGGUUCGCAGCAGCUUGACGUAUACAGCGUGAUUAACCCGCCAACCUGGCCCAUUCAGAGCCCAUUCAGCAGAGACCAACACCGUGGCCGAAUCUAUGUUUUGGUCUCCGGAACUGCACAGUGGGUGCAGGGUUAUAAUGGAUAUCCUGAAUUUGACUGCCCCGUCAACAAGCGCAUUGGGUAUGAGUUCGUUGGUGUUUAUGAUUAUGACAUUAUCGACUGGAACGUCGGUUCAACUGGACCUCGCAUUGAAGUCUUGUAA